Molecule: messenger RNA, 10524 nt
Organism: Mercenaria mercenaria
Lineage: Eukaryota; Metazoa; Mollusca; Bivalvia; Venerida; Veneridae
Product: zinc finger MIZ domain-containing protein 1-like
Exons: 19
Coding region: 780-3890 (1036 amino acids)
Biological process (GO): protein sumoylation; regulation of transcription by RNA polymerase II
Molecular function (GO): zinc ion binding; SUMO ligase activity
Source: RefSeq, a predicted model, not a curated record
GACCUUAAUACAGCGAUUUAUUUACACUUAAACAGACAAAUCAUCAAAUAUUUGAUAAUUUUUCGAUAAUUUUUCAAGGUGUAAUUUAGUGAAAGUGGAUUUAGUGACAUUGGAGAUUUUGCAAAUUGAUCAGAAGCAGACGGGCAGUUUGUUACUAUAAAUAAAUAAAACAGCAGACGGCAAAGAAUGUGAAGUGAGGUGCGAGUAUUGAUGACAACACUUAAACAAAAAGCAGCAAAAUCAACACCUAAAGAGAUAGUUGUGACUGGGCUUGUGCAUGGCAUAUUGGCUAGAGGAUAGAUGUCCAUCAGCGUCAUUCAUCACUUUUGAUAUCACAAUUGCUGACAUUUAGAUGAGGUGUUUGCUGUUGCUGCCUCCUCUUGGAACAUUUCUGUCUUUUUGAUUGGAUGAAGAUCUACAGAGCUAUUUUCUGAUUGGAUAGUACUACCAAGUUUGGCAGUUACAGAACAGAUUUCUGAUUGGAGAACUAAUUACAAAGCUUAUUACUGAUUGGAUAAAAAUAAAUAAAGCUGGUGACACACUUGACACCUGAUGCAACAUUAACUUGGUAUUGGUAGACUAACUGAUCAUGUGAUCAGGUGUCAAAGGUUGUUUGUACAUUCUUGUGUGAAACUGACACUGGCUUUAAAUGUACAGGUGUGACAUUGUCCUUUGAAGGUCAAAAGCUGACAUUCAUGUUUUGAGAUGCAAUAUUAACAAUUGAGAUGUAACAUUUAGGACAGCAGGGGAAUGUCUGUCCACAGCAUGAUGACAGAGCCAUGACUGAUAUGGAUAGACAUAUAAAACAAACAAAUGACAGACUUUCAUGUAUAAGACAGCAUCUGCAGAGUCCUGGAGGUUUUCAGAAUGCAGCCAGAGAGUUAUUGGACUGGUGUUCAGACUCUAGAGCCUUUCAAGAACCAUUUGAGAACACCCUCAUCAGCUGUCUAACAGUUGUAAGUCGUGUGGCAGCCCAGCCAGGCUAUGACCUUGACCUUGGUUACAGGUUAUUGGCAGUUUGUGCAGCAAACAGGGAAAAGUUUUCAGCAAAAGCUUCAGGUCUAUUAUCUACAUGGUGUGAGGAGUUGGGUCACCAGUUACUAGUUCGCCAUCAGAAGAACCAUCCCAACAACAGUAAGGGGCCAGGGGACAUGCACCCACAGCUCCAAAAACACAUGGGGCCAAUGGGAGCAUGUGACCCAAAUGUUGGAUGGCAAGGUCAGCAUGGUGGGGCGGGUCCCCAGCAGUCUCUGUCAGUAGUAACCACAGUGUGGGGAGUCACGCCUACAACCCAGACGACCCCGUACAACCACACGACCCCAGGUGGCUACAACACUAAUACUACAAUGAGCAACACCAACUACACACAACCACCUCAGGGAUUCCCAGGCAAUCAAAUGCAGAAACCAGGCUAUGAAAGUAACACAGGCCUUUACCAGCGGAGCAAUUCUUAUCCAUGUCCGAGUGGUUAUCCACCAACCCCAAACACCCCAGGAUCAAACACACCUGUUUCUAUGGCACCAAAGAACGAUUACCAUGCACCACCGGCAGCUUUGUCUGCAGCAGCUCUGGUGGCGGCGGCAGCCACGGCAACGGCAACUGCCACGGCAACAGCAACAUUAUUGCAAGAGCAGCAGACGCAGCAGCAGCAGUUUGAUAUGCAGUAUAAUAACCAAUAUAAUCCUCAGAUGCAGAUGGGCCCAGGAAAUCAAGCAGUACAGUAUAACAAUCAAGGCUAUGGAGGCAUGCCACAAAGACAUCCAAACCUGAUGGGUACAGGUCGAACGCCCGGUCCUGGACCUGGGCCGGGCCCGAUGAAGAACAAUAUGAUGGCCAUGUAUCAGAGAAGAGCUGCUUCUGCCCCCUAUCCCCAGCAGAUGAUGAACAGUAUGCAGGGUAUGCCAAGCAAACGCCCAAUGUCGCAAUAUCCACCAAAUGGAGCACAGUACGCACCUCAGGGGCCAUAUUCUCAGUAUCCAACCAAGCCACAAUAUCCCAGCCAACAGCCCCUUCCAUCACCUACAUACGGCCCACAGCCAGGCAUGAGACCCAAUGGGCCCUACCCAAAUGGUCAGAAUCCUUACAUGAACCAGGGACAGUACCCGCCAACGCGGCCAAGCAUGAAUGGCCAAACUUACAACCAUUACACGUCCAGUCCUACACAAAAUAAUUUUCAGCCAAAUAGCAACAUGAACUACCCUCAUUCCCCAUUACCAGGCAACCCAACACCACCAAUUACCCCCAACAGUGUACCCUACCCACCAGAUGUAAAACCAAAUAUGAUGGCACCAGCAGCCAUCAAGAAAGAAAUUGAUGAGUUGCGACUAACAUUUCCAGUACGGGAUGGUGUUGUUUUGCCACCAUUUAGACUGGAACACAAUCUAGCAGUCAGUAAUCAUGUCUUCCACCUGCGGGAGUCAGUAUACCAAACAUUGAUGUGGAGGUCCGAUUUAGAACUUCAGUUGAAGUGUUUUCAUCAUGAAGAUAGACAAAUGAAUACAAAUUGGCCGGCAUCUGUAACAGUCAGUGUCAACGCAACUCCAUUACAAAUAGAGCGUGGAGAAAAUAAAACGGCACAUCGGCCACUUUACCUCAAGGAAGUUUGUCGGCCGGGUCGAAAUACAAUACAGAUCACUGUUACUGCAUGUUGUUGUUCUCAUUUAUUUGUUCUACAACUGGUACAUCGGCCAAGCGUUAGGUCAGUACUUCAGGGUUUAUUACGCAAACGUUUGUUACCUGCAGAACACUGCAUCACUAAAAUCAAAAGGAAUUUCACAAAUGCUGCAUCAAACAAUGGUGGAAUAAAUGGAGAUGAUGGGGUGGAGCAAACUGGAAUCAAAAUAUCACUAAAAUGUCCGAUAACUUACCGACGGAUAGCAUUACCGGCACGAGGGCAUGACUGUAAGCACAUUCAGUGCUUUGACCUAGAAUCGUACUUACAAUUGAAUUGCGAGCGAGGCCAGUGGCGAUGUCCUGUCUGCAAUAAGCCAGCAUUACUGGAGGGUCUGGAGAUAGAUCAAUAUAUUUGGGGGAUCCUUACAAACUUACAGAAUACAGAGUUUGAGGAGGUGACCAUAGAUCCAACGGCAAGUUGGAAACCUGUACAGCUGAAAAAUAUCAAAGAGGAGGAUGCAGGCACUGAACCGUGUGCACGUUGGAUGAAGGCCAUGUCACCUGCCAGUAUGCAGUUACCUACGAUGAACUCGUGGGACAUGGGACCUGCACAUUCUCCAUACAAUAACAUGCCUCCCUCGUCAGGUCCACCAUAUUCAUCAGGAAAUUACGGUGGUGGUCAGGGCGGACCAGGAACCCCGGGUUCGUACCAGCAAAACGGGCCACAGAACGGGGAUUUUAGUAAUAUGCUACCCAUGUCACCUAUCAAUAAUAAUCUGGCAGGCAUGAACUCUAUGAACAAUAAUGACAUGAUGAGUAAAGCGAUGAACCCCGCAGGAAAUCAAGGUCAAUAUCCAUUAUCGCCGCCUCAGACAAAUUCACCACAUUUGCGCCAUCCUGACCAAGGCAUGAACAACCACAUCCCAUCCUCAUCGAGUUCCAGCCAGUCACAGCCCAUUUGUACCAAUAAUUCAGCCAAUGGGACGCAAUCAUCACAAAUGCCCCAUCCUCAACCACAAGCCCCACCCACCAGUCAGCAAAACACAGUGGGAGAUGACCUUAACUUUGACCCAACUGCCAUUAUUGAUGAUGAUGGGUCAGGGCCUGCAUUAGAUCUUGAUACAUUAGGAGGAGACCCGCUCGAGUUGCUCUCAUACCUUGGUCCUUCCGAGGGAACCGAGAACUCAACACCCAACAGUUCCGCAAACCAAAGUAACGUGAACAAUGUGACUACGACAAAUACGAGUGAAGACAUUUUGUCAUUCUUUGAGUCAUAGCUGUUAUAGAUAUUGUUAUAUUUAUUAGAAAUCAAAAAUACGGACACUUGUUUUGAUGUGAAUCAGUAAUUUUGAUGACUCUGAUAUUACCUGGUUUCUGCCCGGUAAAUCUGAGAGAGUAUUUAUAUGAUUGACGACAUAGGGCGCUUGAAGGAUUUUUGAGGAGGGUCAGAUUUGGUGAUUUAAGUGUUUAUCAAUCAUACUCGCUUUUACAAAACCGGACUGACAUCAGUGCUAAAACCAUUUUGUUUAGCAAGGUGAAAAGGAAUGGAGACGAAAGGUUGGUGUUGAAAUGGCUUGCAAUAGCCAAGGAGGAGUUGGGUGCAGGGGUUAAGAUUGGAGAAGAAAGAGGAAAAACAGUGCUUACUUUAGAAUCCUGUGAUUUGUUAAUACUUUGUCAUUUUACUUUGUGCUAGGCCAGUGAUAGGGGCGGUGCCUCAUUUUCAUAUAAAGACAAGCUUUUUAAAGCAUGUUACAUUGUUACGUUAAGGGUAUAAAAGUGUGCUGGACAGUAAAGUGAACAAUUUGAAAAGUUUCAAACCUAAAAUAUGGAAGGAGCCGAAGCCAAAUGUGCAGAUAUCCAUGCUGUGCAUUAGAGAAAAGUAUAGAGGAAAUAUAAAUGGCUUCGAGUGAUCAUUUACUUUAUAAUUAUAGGAAAGAUUAUUUCACAAGUGUGAAAAUGUUGCCAUUAGAAGGGCUCUCCAAAGGGGUGUCGGCGUUGCCGUUGAGGGGUUCUCACAAAAGUGUGUGAUCUCAGACAUGUAAUUCUCACAAAACUAUUACGCUGGAUCAAUUUGACUGUAUGAAAAUCAACCAUGAUUCUCGUUCAUGUGAUUAUUUACAUAAACCUUAUUAUGUGUAUUUAUUUAAUGGCCAAGACAGUAUUGUGACCAUGACAUUGUUGCUCUGUGCCUGUGUUACUAAAAAUAGCCAACAAAGUUCAAAACGAGGCCAAGUUAGUGUUUUUAUAAUCUUUCUCUUUUUUUUAUGGAGAACAGUGUUUCAAAGAGUUAUAAGUGAUUAUACAAAUGUUUUACGUACUGUUCAAGUUGUGAAUAAACUCUUCGGAGAGAAAAUAUAUAUUUAUUGGCAAAAUUUGAGCAGACAAGUUUUGCUCUGAGUAAACUUAGAUGAAAGGCAGCAAAGAAAAAAAGUAUAUAAAAAAUAUGUGUAAAACAUGUCAUCACUAUUAAGUCCAGACAUCACUGUACAUAUGAUCUCGCUCGUACGUGUUACAACCCAUAAGUAUCAAAUAACUACGGAAAUUGCAUCAAAUUGUUAUUUAUUUAUUUGUAGUUGAGAAGAGUUGGCUCUUCGUUAAUAUAUGUAUUCGUAUAUAUAUAUAUAUAUAUUUUAUGUCAAAAAUGUGUGUUUUCUGAAAGGCAUAUAGUUCAUAUGUGCACCAUAUCUUCAAAUAAAGCAAUAGUGUGUGUAAAAUGAUGCAAUAUAGGAAAUAAAGGUGGCUGUGCAAGAUUUAUAAAUACAUCAAUAGUUUAAUUAUAUCAGUGUUUGAAUUAUCAGUACAUCAAUAAUUUGAAUUAUAAAUACACCAACAGUUUGAAUUUCUAAUACGUCAACAGUUUGAAUUAUCAAUACAUCAACAUUUUGAAUCAUAAAUAGUCAACAUUUUGAAUUAUAAAUACAUCAACAUUUUGAAUUAUAAGUACACUGACAAUUUGAAUUAUAAAUACACCGACAGUUUGCAACAUAGAUACAUCAACAGUUUUAAUUAUUCCUGGACUUGAACAGAACUUGAACUAUGAAAAUCUUUUUUGUUGAAAUUUUUGACAGUAUCUGCAUGUUUACAAAUUCACUCUUACAGUGAAUUAUCUGUAACAGUAUUUGACUUCUUAGUCAGUUUUUUUAUUGCAAAUACCGUCGCAUAAAUAUAUUCUAUAUGUUUUCUAUUGGAAUUUUUGACUUGCUUGCUUUCUAAAUUAAACAAUGAAUACCUCACUAGUAGAAAUUUAUUCUCAGGAUGAUUUUGUAUUCUCUAAUUUCUGCUCUUGAAUUUCUAUUCUCUAGUUUUAUUCAAUUUAAGAAAGGAAGUACAUAGUAAGUUCAGGCAUUUGGUUAGAAUUAGGUUUAUCUCUGGUGUAAUACCGAGUUAACCCGUCGUUUAUUUUUGCAGAUAAAUAUUUCUCAUGCUUUCUUUAUGAGCAAGUCAGUCUAAACAGAAAUUCUUCUCAUCAAAGGAUGUCUUUUUAUCUUCCUACAUGUAUGAACAAUUUUUUUUUUAUUUCUCUUUUCGAUCUAUGCAGUUAUUAUUUCAGUAGUUAUAUAGGGUAACAGAAUGGGUAAAUGUCUAUGAGAAAAGUAUAGAAUGGGUAAAAAGAUGCAGAUGAAUUCUUCCUUGAACUUUUUAUUUCGAGUAUUUUUUCUUGAUCAGAUGUCUUUGAAAACUUUCAAGUUUUGCAGCCCAGUACAUCUAUGUCUAAAAUUGCCAUUGCCUGAACUCUUCUCCACAGUCGUCCUACACCUUAAAAUUUAUCUGACAGUUUAACAAUGCCUUAAAAUGUAGUUGGAUCAGAGUAUAUCAACAAGUCAUUGUUCCUGCUGUAACAUUAUAGGAACUAGUUCAGUUAAUGGUUUCAGUUUUCCAGUCACAACAUUUAUGAACAACAGUGGAUACAGUAUGACAUAGUGAAGUAGAUGUUAAGUAAAUGUUACAUUUAAAAUAUCUGGCUGAGUGAAGUAACUGUUAAGUGUAUCAUUACUAUGAUUGCAUGAAAAUGUUUGCUAAUGAAGUUAUUUUGUUUUUUCUAGCAAUCAGAAUGGUGCAUGUGAAGUGAAUAUUUCAGUAAAUAUGAAGACUGUUAAAUAUAACUGUUUCAUUUUAUGAGCUUAUCGUUUCAGUAAGCAUUCAUUGAAGCAAAUGUUUCAUUUAACAGUUGGAAUUAUGUGGGUGAAUGAAGUAACUCUUUCACUUAAUAAUCCUCACAUUUCAUUCGGAAUGACCUGUGUGAAGUAAAUGUUUCAACAAGCAUUCAGAAUGACUGAGCGAAGUAAGUGUUUCAACAAGAACUCAGAAUGACUGUGCGUGAAGUAACUCUUCCUCUUAAUAAUCCUCACAAUUCAUUCAGAAUUACUGAGUGAAGUAAGUGUUUCAACUAGAACUCAGAAUGUGCGUGAAGCAACUCUUUCACUUAAUCCUCACAAUUCAUUCGGAAUGACUGUGUGAAGUAAAUGUUUCAACAAGCAUUCAGAAUGACAGUGUGAAGUAAAUGUUUGAGUUAGCAUUCAGAAUGAUUGCUUAAAAUAACUAUUUCAUUUAGCAUUCAAAUCAAGCAUUUAUAAAAUGGUUGUUUUAUUUAGCAACCAAGCUUAGGAGAAAAACGUUUCAAAAUGUUCUGAUCAUCAUACAUAGAAAAGGGAGGUAUAUUUCUCAAGUUGUCAAAUUAAGUAGUUUUUAUUCAAAUGUACAUUGAUUACUUUUUAAUUGGAUAGGGAAUUUUCUCUUUGAUUGAAUAGUGAAGUUACUGUUUGAUUGAACUUGGAACUUACUCUUUGAUUGAACAGUGAACUUACUCUUUGAUUGAACAUGGAACUUACUCUUUGAUUGAACAGUGAACUUACUCUUUGAUUGAACAGGGAAGUUACUCUUUGAUUGAACAGAGAACUUAUUCUUUGAUUGAACUAUGAACUUACUCUUUGAAUGAACACUGAACUUACUGUUUGAUUGAACAUGGAACUUACUCAUUUAUUGAACAGUGAACUUACUUUUUGAUUGGACAGAGAGUUUACUCUUUGAUUGGACAGAGAACUUACUGUUUGAUUGAACAGAGAACUUACUGUUUGAUUGAACAGUGAACUUAUUGUUUUAUUGAACAGUGAACUUACUGUUUGAUUGAACAGAGAACUUACUCUUUGAUUGAACAAUGAACUUACUCUUUUAAUGAACAGUGAACUUACUCUUUGAUUGACAGUGAACAUUGAUGUAUCACUUAGAGCGUGGGUAAAUAAAGAAAUCAGUUGCAAAGGUUGGUAAAACCAAGCAUUAAUUUUCUUUCACUGUUUUAUUUAUAGCAAUGUCUUUUUGAUGAGCAGCAAAGCAUUACAUUUUAUGAAUUUCAGACAGUUUGCACAGAAUCAUUAUCUAUGUUGUGGUAAAUGAUCUGUGUAUAUUUUUUUCUUUACAAGGAGCAAAUAUUUUGACGGUAUAUUAUAAUACUUUAAAAAGAAAUGACGCAAUAUUGUUUUUUUGCAAUUUACAGUUUUAUUCAUUUAUAUCAUUAACGCAAGUUUUUGACCAUGCAGGUUUUGUGUAAUGGUCAGAAGAGGCAUAUAUCAUUGACAGAUUUUUUAUUUAAAAAGUGACAAUGUAAUCUAUAAUUGUAUAUUGUUUUUUUAUUGUUAUUUAUGUUAUUGUAUUAACUGUACAAAGACUUUGUUUUUUUUCUGUAUUUUUAGAUACAAAUGUUUAGGUAGUAAUGUACAUAAUAUACAUAUUUAAAAUGAACAAAUUUUUCAAGUAUUAAAACUUAUGUUAUAUAAAUAUCAUUCUUUGGGUUAUAUUACCAUUGUACAGAAAUUAUGGAGCAUUAUGACUUUUAAAAAGUAACAGAUUUUGCUCUGUUCUCCUUGAUACAUGUUAAAAUUACAAUAGGUCACUCUUGCCAAGCUUGUGUCAGUUUUUGUCAAAGUUAUCUGUCCUGCCAAGUACUCUUCAUUUUGGAGGUAAAAUCUUAAUUGAUGGGGGGAAUGAUUGAUGUUAAGAAAACUUCAGUAUACCAGAUAUUGCAAUUUUCUAAUUUCGAUGAAAAAUUUUAUUAGCUUGGAGCAGCUUGAUUUAUAAUGUGAACUGUAAUUUUGUAUUCUGUAUUGGGACAUUUUUGAUAAGGUACAUAGAAAAAUGAGAUUUUCUCUCAAGUUUCGUUCUAAAAAUAGUCUUUGAAGAGAACAAUUCCCUCUCGACAAACACAUACACAGCUUGUCAAGCUUUGAUGCCUUUAUUGUGCAACAAAUUCUCCCAUAUUUUUAUUGUUUCAUUUACAUUUCUUCUGUCUACAAUCCAUUAUUUCUAUUAAAAUUGCAAUAAUCUUCUAUUUGUAAAGUUUAGUUUCACCUUAAAGUAGAUUGUAUGUCCUCGUUGCCAUAGCUACCAAUGCUCUUUCCAAACCCCUCUCUGAACAACUUAACAAUUUAGCACAAUUGUGAAACCAUGAAAAAAUGUUUUGGAAAUGUCUGGUCUCACAAAAUGUAAUAAGAGGUCAAGAAGAAAUACAGAAUACUGCAAACACUUGAGUUCAUAAAAUAUCCAGUUGGAAUCGUUGCAGGAUCAAUAACCAAACUAUUAAGUUUGUUCUUCAUGAAAAUAUUUGGGCUUUAAUUAAGGUAUACAAAUACCUCAAGAACACAACUUAUAAUGGUUUACAGAAAGCCUCAGUUAUAAACCAUACUGUUAACAAAGCAACAUUUCCUGUAAAAAGCCAAGGUUUGUAAGCUUUACAAUUUAAAAUGUGUGUAUAAUGUAGUUCAGUAUCAUUUUGGCUUGUACAGAAUGAGGUUGUAAUCAUAAUGAACUUCUGUCCAUUCUGCAUCAGACUGAACACCCCAUUUGUUAUUUUAGAUCUGGGUUUGAGGUUGUAAAACUACAGCUUGGAGACCAGUCCAGAAACUCAAGCAUUUGAUUGGUCAAUUCUAAGGUUUAUGUUGGAACUGACCAAUGGCAAGGCAGCAUUUUUAGACUGGUCUCUGAACAGUUUAAUAACCUUUCUGCCAUGAUCUGUCAGAUCAAAGCCAAGGUUUUGUUGAUAUGUGUAUUUUUGAAACAAAGAUUUUUUAUGGCAACAUUGUGCAAUUUCUCUUUACCUUGUUAAUCAUAACAUGCAAUUAUUUUCCACCUUUAGCAAUAUGUUCUAUGUACUACUCUCAGACAUCAGCAAGGCAAUCCUUGAGAAAAGCUUCUAUUUCUGAAAUUUCUCUUCACUCUGACCAAUUUUUAACUUAUUUCUUUAAGUUUAAGUAAUAGCAUGUUUCUCUCUACUCGAAAAGUACUGAUAUUUAUCUUAAUUUAAAUGCAUCAUAAAUUUAGGAAAAUAAAUUCAGAGAAUUUGAAGGGACCCAAAAAAACAAAGAAAAGAAAGAAACUCACGUCUGUUUACUACGGUAUCUAGGAAGUGAGUCUCUCUUUCGAGUGAAGUGCUUGAAUUUCUGAAAGAAAUACUUUUUGGAAAGACUAUUUCUAAAAACAAAACAAAUGAACAAAAUACUGUCCACUGUAUAUUUUAAAUGAAAUCAUCACUGGUAUAUAUCAGUAUACUAAGCUCAAACUAUUUUGAAUUUUGCUCACUCCUGUUAAAGACAUUUCUUAGCUUUAUUUCUUCUUUAUUUUCUAUCUAUUAUCUUUUACAACCAGCAGAAGAACAGGUAUUUUCCAUUAGAUACAACAGUUUUAAAAAGGAUGUAAUGAAUUUCUUUAAAUGUAUUCCCUUUUAGUAAAAAAAAACAAACUUCUUUUUCGACAAAAUAUUGUAGAAAGUUUUUUUUUUGUACAAAGUUGUGUUGUGCAAUCAUAUGCAUUGCUUUCAGCUGAAGCAUUGCAUUGUUUGCAUGAAAAUAUAAUGUUUCUUAGUCCCUAUCAUGUGAUCAUUAUUUAUCUAAUAAAAACAAAAUAUACUUGAAAGAAACUUGA